Trifolium pratense (red clover) is the source of this 773-nucleotide messenger RNA. RefSeq lists its product as uncharacterized. NCBI's taxonomy places the organism in Eukaryota, Viridiplantae, Streptophyta, Magnoliopsida, Fabales, Fabaceae. The record is from RefSeq and is a predicted model, not a curated record. The transcript has a single exon. Bases 100 to 579 code for a protein of 159 amino acids.
UACGCACACAACACAUAAACAUUUAUUCAACACAAUAACAAAAACAUCUUCAUAACCUCUCAAUUUGAUUUUGUUCUAUAAGAAAGAAACACACACUUCAUGGGAAACACAACUUCGUUUUCUUGCAUUCCUACUAAUAAUUGCACUAGUUUUGAGUUUGUUAAUGAGAAAGUAAUAAAGAGUAAGAAGAAAAAAGCGACGUUGUUGGAUACUUGCGGAAACAUUCGAGAGAUCAAGCUUCCGAUGAAAUCAGCGGAGCUUAUGAUUGAACUUAUCGGACAUGUCAUCACUCCGGCUGAAGAUCUUCUUAGAACGCAACGGAUUAAGGCUUUGCAUGCCGAUGAGGAGCUUGUAGCCGGGAAGGUUUACCUGGUGGUGCCGGUGAGUAGGGUUAAUUCUAAGGCUUCGGAGUUUGAGAUUGCGGUUGCUGAUCAGAAGAAAGUGAGUGGAAAAAGAAAGGGAAAUAAAAUGGCGAAAGUUUCUCCGGUGUCUAAGUUAACAGAAAAUGAUGGAGGCGUUUACUCAGUCCGUCAAAGGCGAUGGAAUCCUGUUUUGGAUCCAAUUUUUGAAUCAGCUUGAUUGCAUAAUGAAUUUUGGCCAACAAUUUUUAAACGUUGCGAUGAAACUUCUAGUAGUGUUUUUUUUUAAUUAAAUGUAGUGUGCUUUGCAAACUCUGCAAUUAGAUUUUUUUUUUGUUCUUACUAAUUUUGUAAUUAGGGAUGAGAAAUUUUACUAUUGCUCAAGCUCAAGAGAACGUAUAUUACUUUGUUUAA